ACAGCAGGAGCUUCAGUCAUGGCGGCAGAAGGUGCAGAGAUGGGCGGCAGUGGGGAUGUAGUGUCGGAGCAAGAAACUCCUGCGACAUCAGAGGUCAUGACCACUGAAGUGGCCGAUGCCCCCCAGUUGGUGCAGGAAGCUGCCGAGGAGGAGGAGAGCACUGCGGCAGCACAGUACCCCACAGUCCUGGAGGAGGGUGAUGAAGAGGAAGAGGGGGAGCUCCCAGCAGAUUUUGAUAGGCUGUGGAGAGUGGCCCAUGAAAAUCCACUAGAGUUCUCUAGCUGGACUGACUUGUUGCAGUACUGUGAGCAAGAGAGUCACACAACAGCUUCUCGGCGUGCCUUGGGGACAUUUCUGAUCAGAUACCCCCUCUGCUAUGGCUACUGGAAGAAGUUUGCUGACCUGGAGAAGCGUGCUGGGAACACAAACCGAGCUCAUGAAGUGUGCGUGCGAGGUUUGAAGGCCAUUCCUCUGAGCGUUGACCUGUGGAUCCACUACAUAACCCUUCUGCAGGACACUCUGAACAUGAACCUGCCAGAGUCUACACAGCACAUUCGCAGUGCUUUUGAGUCAGCCGUAUCGGCGGCGGGUCUGGACUUCCACUCAGACCGGCUGUGGGAGAUGUAUGCGGACUGGGAGCGAGAGCAAAGUGACCUAAAAGCUGUGACAGCCAUCUAUGACAGAGUGCUGAGGGUCCCCACACAGCUGUACAGGGGGCAUUUUGAGAGGUUUAGGGCUCACCUGACGGCUCAUCACCCACAAGACAUUCUAUCCACUGAGGAAGUAGGGCGACUGCGUGCACAACUGCAGCAGAGUAAAGGGGGUGAGACCAAUCCUGAAGAGCCAGAGGAGGAGAAACCCCCAGGGGAGGAGACCCCCAGUGACAACACCAGCAUCCAGGAUACGGAGGAAGAUGUGCAGAAAAUGCAAGAACUGUUGUUAGCGGACAGACAGAAAAUCUACCAGCAGAAUGAGAUGGAAGUAGGGAAGCGGUGGGCCUUUGAGGAAGCGAUCAAGAGGCCUUAUUUCCACGUUAAGCCCCUGGACAGGGCUCAAUUGAAAGCAUGGCACACCUACUUGGACUGGGAAAUAAGUGAAGCAGAGCAGCAAGCCCAGGAAGGUGCAGUCAGGGGGGCAGAGGCACAGACCAGUAGCUGUGCAGGACGUGAGCGUGUGCUGAUUCUGUUUGAGCGCUGCCUGAUCGCCUGUGCUCUGUACGAGGAGUUCUGGACCAAGUAUGUGCGGUACCUGGAGCCGCAGAGUGUGGAAGAGGCACGUAACGUGUAUCGCCGUGCCUGUGAAGUCCAUCUGUCGCACAAACAUAACAUGCACCUGCAGUGGGCCACCUUUGAAGAGAGGCACGGCAACAUUACUGAAGCAAGGCGUGUACUGAAGAAUCUGGAGCAGGCCAUGCCAGGCCUGGCAAUGGUGCGCUUGCGGAGGGUAGGGCUGGAGCGCCGCACAGGCCGACUAGACCAGGCGGAGGAGUUGCUGCGGGAGGCAGUGCUCCAAAGCAAGGAAACACCCACCCUCCAUGCUUUCUACUCCAUCAAACUGGCCAGGUUCCUUCUGAAGCUCUCAAAGAACUCAGCCAAGGCCAGGACUGUGUUGCUGGAAGCUAUAGAGAUCAGCCCAGACAACAGCAAGCUGCAUAUGAACCUCUUGGAGCUGGAGGUGGCUGGAGACCCGCGUGGUAAUGGCACCGGGGUGCAACAGUGUGUGAGCCGAGCCCUGGAGGCCCCUCUUUCUCCCCACACCAAACUUCUCUUUUCCCAGCGGGGUCUGCAGUUUGCUGAGGACUUUGGAGCCACGGUGCAGAGUGUCCUCACUGUGUACGAUGAACACCAGAAGCUGCUGAAGGAACUUGGCAAUAAGAAGCGCAGUGCUGAAAAUGGGGAUAAUGAUGACCCUGAAAAGAUGAGCAAACUGGAGGAGAGCUCUGCAGUCCCAGCACCUUCUAUGGCCACUCCUCCAGCUGUACCUCCCAUGCCCAUGACCACACCUCCUCCUCCCAUGAUGGGCGGAGACAUGAGCGGUUCGCACUCUGCAUACGGCUAUGGAGGCUGGUAUCAGCAGCAGCAGUACGGGGGUUAUGGCUACCAGAAUCCUUGGAACUACAAUCAGUACUAUCCUCCCAGCUAAUGAGAACCUCAGAUGACACAUGUUAAAAGAAAGUUGCUGACACAUUGAACCAUUUCAUAGUAGCAGUGGUGGAAAAAUAACAACCCAUAGUGACUCGACUUUGACUUGACCAACAAUUUGGAUGAUGGAUUAGUGAUUUGUAGAUAUUCUCCAAGUAUGUUUUGCAGACAAAUUUAAAUUUCCAGUGUGAUUUCAGAAAUUUUAACUAAUUGGUUAGUAAUAAGGAAAUUGAAUUGAUCCAAGACUGUACUGAAAAGGUAAACAACCAAAAUCAUUUUAACAACAACAACACAGGUUAUACCGGAGAAGUCACUGAGGAGACGAGAAAUGGUGUGACUGUCACUCUUGAUUUUAUUACUUGUAAUUUGGAAUAUUUUCAGCCUGUAUUUCCUUUAAAUAGAGCUUUGUCUUAAAAGAAUUGCUCAAAAUGCAUUGUUUCUGUAAUGGGAACACAGUGUUGUUUUGUAAGCUGUCUUUUACUAUGAGAACAGAUCUGUCAAUGUUUUGCAUCAUUCCAAAAGUAUGAAUCAUUUUUAUGUGCUAUAUGUUAUAAUAAACAUGUUUUAAGAUUUGAGGCAAGUCAAACUGCAUUUGGAUAUACUAUGAUGUCAGUGAAAACUUUUUAUAUUUCCAUUGUUUUUUUAAAUUGUUGGCAUUGUAACAUGCUUUGUAGCUUAGCGUCACACAGCUUCACUAAAUAAUAUCUAACCUGUUUUAUUUGUCUGUGGUGAGGAAACUGAGCUCAGAAUAAAACUGAGUCCUUUUCCUGGUUUAUGUUUUUUUUACAGAAGCUUAAAUGUGUCACAGGGAAUGUUGUAGAAGUUACUCAAAAGUCCAACCCGAUUUCCUUUGACUAAAUGCCAUUCCACUUCUUGUGAGAGCUAGAACUUAUAUAAUCAUUGGGGUGAAUAAAAACAAAACUCAAAAUUGCACAGUUCAGGGUCAGAAGGAUGUCUUGUUUUUAAAAUCUUCACUUUACAGUUUCAUUGUUGCUUGCAUAUUUUUAUAUAAAUUAAAAAUAUGAAACCAGGGCUUUUCUGUGAUUGUUUAAAUUAAUGAAUUACUUCAUUACAGAUUGCAAAGUUAGAGAACCACAUGUAUGUAUGCCACACUGACUGCAAACCAACUGAACAUUUAUUGCUGAAACCCAGUUUUAACAUUCUGAAAGUUAAGUUUUGAAAUUUUUAUCGCUAUGACCCAUCUGCGUUCCAGCAAAAUUUUAAAAAUAUUAAG
Molecule: messenger RNA, 3375 nt
Organism: Scleropages formosus (Asian bonytongue)
Lineage: Eukaryota; Metazoa; Chordata; Actinopteri; Osteoglossiformes; Osteoglossidae
Product: pre-mRNA-processing factor 39
Exons: 14
Coding region: 19-2142 (707 amino acids)
Biological process (GO): RNA processing; mRNA 5'-splice site recognition
Cellular component (GO): U1 snRNP; U2-type prespliceosome; commitment complex
Molecular function (GO): pre-mRNA 5'-splice site binding; protein binding
Source: RefSeq, a predicted model, not a curated record